GCGUCUGGAGAAGAACGGCGGUGGUGUUUCACCAUGGGACUUUUACUCAGCCAGAUUCAGAGUGCUUUGCAGAGCUUCCAUGGGAUGGAGGCUCGUAUUCUCCUGCUGGGCCUGGAUACAGCUGGCAAAACCACCCUCCUCUAUAAGCUGAAGCUGAACGAAACCGUCACGACCAUUCCCACCAUCAGCUUCAAUGUGGAAAAGAUACAGCAUAUCAACAACGUCUCUUUCAUCAUUUGGGAGGUGUCUGGUCAAGGCCUGAUUAGAGGACUGUGGAGGCAUCACCAUCCCAACACAGAAGGGCUGGUUUUCAUGGUGGACAGUGCAGAUUGCACUCGCUUUGAGGAGGCCAAGUCUGAGUUGGAAGUCGUGCUGGAGACCAAGGACUUGCAAAAUGUGCCUGUACUGCUGCUGGCCAACAAGCAAGACUUGCCUGGAGCGUGGCCCCCACUAGAAGUGGCCGAAAAAAUGGGGCUGAGGAAACUGUGAGGGCACCAGUGGCAUGUGCAGGGCUGCUGUGCUGUGAACGGAGAUGGAAUCCCUGAGGCCAUGUGGAAGCUGUCUGAGAUGGUUAAGGUGCAUCGCAAAGCCCAGGGUAAAUAGUCACAACCGCAGAGUAGGCCGCAACUGGACUUAACGGUCAGGGGUCCCUCUACCAUUUUAAAAGACCCCCAUGUUGCAUGGAGGGCACAAGACAUACUGCUAAUCAGUUGCUUCUUCUGGCUGAGAUGGCCUGGAGAUGCCUUCAUCUGCGCAAGGUCUAUAUGGGACUCUGUACUGCUUAUCCAGUGCUGCCAUGGGAUUUGGGAGAAGGUGCACAUGCCUUAGUGUGCUUCUUGGACACUGAACAUGGCAUACUAUUGGACUAUUCACUGGACUUUUGUGACCCAUUGUCUGGACCGAUAAAGGCAUUCUCUUAAUUCAGAAUGUUUCUUAUGGGCCAACAUUGCUGCUUUUCCUUUUGUUCAACACAUCAUUAACCAAAACAAAAAUUCCUGGACUUUAAAACUUGAAUAAUCAGCCCCAGCACUAUAAUCUCUGGUUGAUCAUUUUCCAUUCUACUUUCGCACUUGGGUACUUGAAAAGCCCUUCAUUUUCCUCUCAUUUUAUAGCUAUAGCCCAUCUGAUUUCUCUCUUCUUUAAUGACUUAGGAUUGUAUUUUGCCAC
Molecule: messenger RNA, 1167 nt
Organism: Podarcis lilfordi (Lilford's wall lizard)
Lineage: Eukaryota; Metazoa; Chordata; Lepidosauria; Squamata; Lacertidae
Source: the annotation of a GenBank genome assembly